This is a messenger RNA of Camarhynchus parvulus, 904 nucleotides long. It is a transcript of the gene CRLS1, whose product is annotated as cardiolipin synthase 1. NCBI's taxonomy places the organism in Eukaryota, Metazoa, Chordata, Aves, Passeriformes, Thraupidae. The coding region runs from base 92 to 658 and encodes 188 amino acids. The record is from RefSeq and is a predicted model, not a curated record. Gene Ontology annotation, cellular component: mitochondrion; membrane. The transcript has 7 exons. Gene Ontology annotation, molecular function: cardiolipin synthase activity; CDP-diacylglycerol-glycerol-3-phosphate 3-phosphatidyltransferase activity. Gene Ontology annotation, biological process: cardiolipin biosynthetic process.
CGCCCCGCCCGAGCCCCGGCGGGAGCGCGGCGCGGCGGGGCCCUACGCCGAGCUGUAUGAAAACCCCUGGACCAUCCCAAAUAUCCUGUCCAUGGCGAGAAUGGGUCUGGCGCCAGUUUUGGGCUAUUUGAUUGUUGAAGAGAAUUUCAACGUUGCCCUCGGUGUGUUUGUCCUGGCUGGCGUGACAGACCUGUUGGACGGAUUUAUUGCACGGAACUGGGCUAAUCAGAAAUCAGCACUGGGAAGUGCUCUCGAUCCCCUGGCAGAUAAAAUCCUCAUCAGUGUGCUCUAUGUGAGCCUAACUUGUGCAAAUCUUAUCCCAGUUCCCCUGACUUCCAUGAUCAUCCUGCGGGAUGCGGCGCUCAUUGCCGCCGUCUUUUAUGUGCGAUACAAAACUCUUUCUCCGCCGAGAACACUGAGUAGGUAUUUUAACCCCUGUUAUGCUACUGCACAAUUAAAACCAACAUUCGUCAGCAAGAUGAACACAGCAGUUCAGCUGAUUUUGGUGGCGGCUUCUUUAGCAGCACCUGUUUUCAAUUAUGUGGACAGCAUAUAUCUGCAGACAUUAUGGUGCAUCACAGCUUUCUCAACGGUGACAUCUGCCUACAGCUAUUACCACUAUGGCAGGAAAACUGUCCAGGUGAUCAAGAACAAGUGAAGUGGUCCAGGUCAUCAAAGGUGAAGUGUUCCUGGAAAGGCAGGAAGCCCCCAGAGGUGGUGGUAUUGCAGCUGAGUUUUGGAUCAAAGCACUCUUUGUUUUUCUGCUUAAACCAUGGCAUCACAAUGAAGUGAAAUUUGAACAUGUACUAUGUAUAUAUGUAGAGACAGACUUUUUGAUGUAUUUUUAAUUUCUUGAAAAAUGAGGUUGUUUACAAAAACAAAUAAAUAAUUCGUAAAAACACAG